AAUACAAUUAAUUCUUAUAAUCUUCAAUUCAUUCUGUUAAUUUAUUACAUAUUCAAAGAAAAUGGACUCUAACAGCGCAAGCUUCAAUGCUGGACAGGCCAAGGGCCAAACAGAGGAAAAGGCUAGCAAUAUGAUGGACAAGGCAAGCAAUGCUGCUCAGAGUGCCAAAGAAUCAGUACAAGAGACUGGUCAGCAGAUGCAAGCAAAGGCUCAAGGAGCUGUUGAUGCUGUGAAGGAUUCAACAAACAAGAGCUAAUUAUGUUUGAUGGAUCAUGCAUCUAUUAAUUAACUUUCAAUUAUUGAUUUUCAAAAUUGUUUGAAAGGGCAUAUAUUAUAUGUUAAAAUAUGCUCUCUUUUUGUUUGGUAAUAGUUUUUCUUUUUUGAGAUUUUUUAUGUGUGAAACACACAUAAGAAAUACACAUUUUCA
Trifolium pratense (red clover) is the source of this 427-nucleotide messenger RNA. RefSeq names its product late embryogenesis abundant protein 2-like. The transcript is spliced from 3 exons. Bases 62 to 256 code for a protein of 64 amino acids. NCBI's taxonomy places the organism in Eukaryota, Viridiplantae, Streptophyta, Magnoliopsida, Fabales, Fabaceae. The record is from RefSeq and is a predicted model, not a curated record.